GUGGGGGGCCUGGCCCGUCCGGGAGGCGGGAGCAGGACUAUAGCGAGGUCCCUGGGCCAGAGACCGGUACGAGGCGGCGGGUCCCGGGGGAUGGCGGCCCCUGGCCCCCCGCAGCUGCCGGGGCUGCGGCUGGGCCCGCGGCUCCGAACCGGGCUGGAGGUUGCGCUGCGGGUGCCCAGCCUCUUCCUCAUCGACGCCAUCUUCAACUCGUACCCCCUGCCGGGGGGCUCGCUGUGCGCCGGGCUCCUGGGCGUGCUGCUGCGGCUGCUGGGGGUCUUUGUAUCCAGUGUUGUUCUGGUCUUGCAACAGCGAGCACUUUAGUUUUAUAUGAUCAGCUCGGCAUUUCUGCUAGCUGCAACCUCAGUGUUGGAUUAUUAUGCUUCUUUGCACAUAAACUUCUACAGUGCCUACUACACAGCAGCUUUUGGAAUGCAGUUCCUCCCUCAUAAAGGACCCUCGCUAUGGAUGGCACUCGUCCUUCAACUUACCUUUGGGAUUGGAUAUGUUACAUUGUUAAACGUGCAGUCCAUAUACUCCCAACUAAUCAUACUGGAUAUACUGAUUCCUAUAAUAGGCUUGAUCAUUGAAUUACCUUUAAAUGUCAGACAGAUUUUAGUUUUUAUUUCAGGCCUAAUUCUGACAUUAUAUACCACAAUCAAUUUAGUUAUGAAAAUUAAAUGGUUCUAUUAUUCCACACGAUACGUUUAUCUCCUUUUAAGGCAUAUGUAUCGCAUUUAUGGAUUACAGCUAUUGAUGGAAGAUACGUGGAAAAGGAUUCGUUUUCCAGCUGUACUGCGUGUGUUCUGGCUAACAAGACUUACAGCACAAGCAGUUGUGUUAACUUAUGUUGUCAAGAUGGCAGAAACUAACACAGAAGAGAAGUUCUACUUGAUUUCCUGGGAAAAUUGUUGGGAACUGGUUUGCAGUCUUAUAAUAAGUGGGUGUGAUUCUACUUUAACUGUCUUAGGCAUGAGUGCUGUAAUUUCUUCAAUUGCCCAUUAUUUGGGACUGGGUAUUUUGGCUUUUAUUGGAUCAACUGAUGAAGAUGACAAGAGGCUUGGUUUUGUAGCACCUGUUUUUUUUAUUUUGGCUCUGCAGACUGGCUUAAGUGGUCUAAAGCCAGAAGAGAGACUAGUUCGCCUAAGUCGAAACAUGUGCCUUUUGUUAACUGCAGUCCUGCAUUUUAUCCAUGGAAUGACAGACCCUGUACUAAUGUCUCUCAGUGCCUCCCAUGUAUCGUCAUUUCGCAGACACUUCCCUGUACUACUUGUUUCAGCUUGCCUUUUUAUUCUUCCAGUUCUGCUCAGUUAUAUCCUUUGGCACCACUAUGCAUUAAAUACAUGGCUUUUUGCAGUUACAGCAUUCUGUGUGGAACUUUGCCUAAAAGUAAUUGUUUCUAUCACUGUUUAUGUACUAUUCAUGAUUGAUGGCUACUAUAAUGUCCUAUGGGAAAAGCUUGAUGAUUAUGUCUACUAUGUUCGUUCAACAGGCAAUAUUAUUGAGUUUAUAUUUGGUGUAAUCAUGUUUGGAAAUGGAGCUUAUACUAUGGUAUUUGAAUCAGGAAGUAAGAUUCGGGCUUGCAUGAUGUGUCUACAUGCUUAUUUCAACAUCUACUUGCAAGCAAAGAAUGGCUGGAAAACGUUUAUAAAUCGCAGGACAGCUGUUAAGAAAAUAAACUCACUUCCUGAAGUAAAAGGAAGUCGGUUACAUGAAAUAGAUGAUGUAUGUGCAAUCUGCUACCAUGAGUUUACUGCAUCUGCUCGUAUUACUCCAUGCAAUCAUUACUUUCAUGCACUUUGCCUUCGGAAAUGGCUCUAUAUUCAAGACACUUGUCCAAUGUGCCAUCAAAAAGUAUAUAUCGAAGAAAAGGAAAAUGCCAAUAUCUCUAACAAUGGGUUUGUUGCACCUAAUGAAAAUCCUGUAGAAGUUGCAGAAGAAGCUGCACGUGAAAUAAAUGAAGAUAAUGACAGUACCGACAGUAGUGAUGAUGAUGAUGAUGACUGUGUGGCAGAACACCACAAUGAGACUCUUAAUAUUGAUUCUGACUCCCUGGGUGACUAAAAUUGCUGAGAGGUAUUUGUUUAAAAUAGAGUUCAGCAACAGAAUAAAAGUUUCACUUCAUCACUGUAUACUUAAGCACAACAAUGGUAUCUAAGUGUUGUCUGUGAAUGGUUGUCAUUUACUCUGGUGUGCUACUGUAAAUAUACCACUAAUUAUUUCUGGUCUCUUUCAUGACUACCUUAAACUUGUGUACAUUAUUGUACAUGGAAUAAAAUGUUUUCACAUGUUUUUAAGACAAA
This is a messenger RNA of Gopherus evgoodei (Goodes thornscrub tortoise), 2300 nucleotides long. It is a transcript of the gene RNF139, whose product is annotated as ring finger protein 139. Gene Ontology annotation, cellular component: endomembrane system; endoplasmic reticulum. NCBI's taxonomy places the organism in Eukaryota, Metazoa, Chordata, Testudines, Testudinidae. Gene Ontology annotation, molecular function: zinc ion binding; ubiquitin protein ligase activity. Gene Ontology annotation, biological process: ERAD pathway. The record is from RefSeq and is a predicted model, not a curated record.